Messenger RNA from Dalotia coriaria, 2401 nucleotides. RefSeq names its product facilitated trehalose transporter Tret1-like. The record is from RefSeq and is a predicted model, not a curated record. The transcript has 9 exons. Gene Ontology annotation, molecular function: transmembrane transporter activity. The coding region runs from base 364 to 2025 and encodes 553 amino acids. Gene Ontology annotation, cellular component: membrane. NCBI's taxonomy places the organism in Eukaryota, Metazoa, Arthropoda, Insecta, Coleoptera, Staphylinidae. Gene Ontology annotation, biological process: transmembrane transport.
AUGCACACGCCGUGUUCAGUUCGCGUUCGACUGCGUAACUAGUUGGAUGUGUUCGGCAGCCGGGAGGAAAAUACAAAUAAAAAUAACUUUAUUUUGAUUCCAUUGUUCUGUACUGGCAUAUAAUCGCAUUGAAACGUGUUUAACUUAAAUUUAAAUAAGGUGCCAGUGAUUGCUACGUGACUUAAGUGUAAUCAUGCAUUUUCAAUGUUAAAAAACUGCUGAGUCAUUAAUGUCACACAAGUGUCACCGAAUCGCCUGAAAUGCAACACGAGCCUCUCACGCGACAUUAAAGUACAAAUUGCAAAUCGCCAGACAAUCUACAAUCCGUUCUCGAAUAACUGGAAUUUUAUCUACACCAUAAUCAUGGAUCCAAUCAGUGCGAGCUGUUACAGUCUACACAUAGAAGAUGGCGGCCUUAAAAAAGACGGCAUCCGCAAACAAGAAGAACUCUUCGUCGAAAUGAUCGUCAGCAACGCAUCACUAAGCCGCUUUGAAGCCCGCAAUGUCAAAACAUUAAUACCACAAAUAAUAGCAACCGCUAUCUCAGCAUCUUUCCACCUCGUGGUAGGCAUGUCACUCGCAUACUCCGCCAUCUUAGUCCCACAGUUAGAAGAUGGCAGCACUGAUCUAACCGCAACCAAAGCAGAAACAACAUGGAUAGCAAGUGUAAUCGUAAUCGCUGUGCCUAUCGGUGCCUUAUUCGGCGGAUUCAUAAUGGACGCCAAGGGACGCCUGAACACAAUCAAACUAUCAACGAUACCUGUUUUACUCGGCUGGGGGUUAAUAGCAACCGCAAAUAGUGUCACCAUGAUAUUAAUCGGCAGAAUACUCACUGGUUUGGGAGCUGCGUGGUUUAGCAGUCCUGCAGUUGUAUACAUCACAGAAAUCGCUCGUCCUGACAUCCGUGGAUCUUUAAUAUCAUCAGCACCUGCUUUUGCAUCAUUAGGAAUGGUUUUGGCUUACUUGAAAGGCUGGUUCUUCAGCUGGCGUACAACCGCAUGGCUCGCCAACGCCUACGUGAUCAUCCCUGCAAUCCUCAUCAUGUUCAUACCAGAAAGCCCGGCGUGGCUUGUCUCUAAAGGCCGCAUCGACGAAGCACGUCGUUCACUCGAGUGGAUAAACCGAUAUCAACCUAAAACACACGAUGAAAAGCAAAGAACACUGUCAGAAAUGCAACUUGACUUGCUCAUCAAGGACAAAAAGACAAAAGACGACGAGAACGCCCUCUCUACAAACAGCAGCGCUGGCCGAACUGCAAGAGCACUACUAAAACCAACCGGAAUCAAACCAAUUCUCAUCCUAGCAGGAUUAUUCUUCUUUCAAGACUUCUCCGGAGUGUACGUCACGUUAUUCUAUUCAGUCACAUUCUUCGUGGAGAUGGGAGCAACUGUAAAUCCAUACCUAGCGUCGGUUUUGAUUGGUUUAGUCAGGUUUAUCAUGUCUAUGGUUAAUACUUACUUAUUGAAGAGAUAUAAGAGGAGACCACUGGUGAUGACGAGCUGUGCAGGCAUGGCUGUAUGCAUGUUCAUCUGUGGAUUGUAUACGUAUUGGAUAAAAACAGGAAGUUCAACACAAACAUGGAUUCCUGUGCUGUUUUUGUUGAUGUAUGUCCUCACAUCGAUGAUUGGUAUGUUGCCUAUACCUUGGACGAUGACAGCUGAGUUGUUCCCAUUGGAGAUUCGAGGGAUUGGGCAUAGUAUAUCGUAUAGUUUGGCGAAUCUGUUGAUGUUUGCUUCGUUGCAAUGUUAUCGACCACUGGAUGCGAUGCUAGGUGGCGCGCAUGGUAUUUUGUGGUUUUUUGCAGGGAUUUCCCUGUUGGGGAUUUUGUAUGCGUUUGUUUUCUUGCCGGAGACGCACGGGAUGAAGCUGAAGGAUAUUCAGGAGUAUUUCGAGCAUAAUUUUAUUUUCCUUGGGCAGGAGAAGGUGGUUAAAGUGGAGGUUAAGAGUAGGGUUGAGGGUAGUGAUGGGAAGAUGGAGCCGGAGUUGAGGAAGCAGUUGAUUGAAGGUAAUAUGGCGGCUGCUUAGGUUUUUAUAGAGAAUUUUAGGUUAUUUUUUGAUGAUUUGAUUUUUUUGGUUAUACGAACAAAAAUGAAUAAAAUGGUGGUUAGAUGGACGCCAUUGUAAUUUUACAGUAUUAACUAUUUUAUAUUUAUGAGUAAUUUAUGAUUAAUUUAUGCUUUUAUUUAUAAUUUUAAUUUAUUUUUAUGAUUUAGGUUUGAUUUGAUUUUGUAGGUUAGGUAAUGUUGAUAAUAGUGUGAUAACGGAUGUGAUACAUGUUGAUAAUGAGGUGAUGAUGAGAUGAUAUGCACAAACUUAAAUGUUUAUAUUCAGGAUAUGAUGAUAUUGUUAAUAAUGUGUACGCAAUUUGGUAAAAUGUAAAAAUUAAAGUUUUGAGAAAUGA